Molecule: messenger RNA, 5590 nt
Organism: Chelmon rostratus (copperband butterflyfish)
Lineage: Eukaryota; Metazoa; Chordata; Actinopteri; Chaetodontiformes; Chaetodontidae
Gene: rims2a
Product: regulating synaptic membrane exocytosis 2a
Exons: 34
Coding region: 1-5229 (1742 amino acids)
Biological process (GO): intracellular protein transport; regulation of membrane potential; regulation of synaptic plasticity
Cellular component (GO): cytoskeleton of presynaptic active zone; presynaptic membrane
Molecular function (GO): transmembrane transporter binding; small GTPase binding
Source: RefSeq, a predicted model, not a curated record
AUGUCUGCUCCACGCGGGCCCCGGGGCGGCCCUGGCCCUGCCGCCGCCGCCGCCACCGCUGCCUCAGCGGCCGGCGCCAUGCCGGAGAUGCCGGACCUCAGCCACCUCACCGAGGAGGAGAGGAAGAUCAUCCUCGGUGUCAUGGACCGACAGAAGAAGGAGGAAGCGAAGGAACAGUCGAUGCUAAAGAUCAAAGAAGAACCAAAGCCUCAGCCGGCACAGUGGUUUAGUGGGAUCACUGAGCUGGUAAAUAACGUCCUUCAGCCCCAGCAAAAGUCCCAAAAUGACAAGGAGCCAGAGCCAGACGCGAAGUUGCACCAGCAGUUUGAGUCGUAUAAGGACCAGGUUAAGAAGAUGGGGGAGGAGACUAAGCCGACUCAGGACCAGAAGAGCGAAGCCCCAACCUGCGGGAUAUGCCACAAAACCAAGUUUGCCGAUGGCUGUGGCCACCUCUGUUCAUAUUGCCAAACGAAAUUCUGUGCUCGGUGCGGAGGACGAGUGUCUCUGCGGUCAAAUAAGGAGGAGAAAGUGGUUAUGUGGGUAUGCAACUUGUGCCGAAAACAACAAGAAAUCCUCACCAAAUCGGGGGCGUGGUUCUACGGCUCGGGGCCUGGUCAGGUGCGGGGCGUGUUUGAGGGCGGGCCGCAGGGGAAGAAGGCCAAACUGCAGGACCCGUCCCUGUACCCCUACCAGGGAGCCUCAGGGGACUUGACACCAGCGUCAGACAGAAGCAGACCUCACGGCGGACUCCUGCCCAGACAGGCGUCCCUUGACAACGGUUCGGGGCUGAGGUACUCAGUGCCUGGCGACGCACCCAUAGACAGGAAACGAAGCCCAUCUGCAUCCAGGGAUCCAAACCAAAAAUACGACCAAAGGGAGGGGGGCGACCACUCACAGUAUGCCCCGACGGACGGCGGCAUGCCCAGAUCACCGUCUGACUAUGGGGAUGGGGACCCUCGGCGGGCUCCGCGGGGCCCACACAUGUACCCAGAUGUGGAUGCGACACGGAUGGGCUACCGGGACCGGCGGGGCCCCGGACGCUGGCACUCCCAGGAAUACCCGCUGGACCAGGAGCUAGAUGGACCUCCCAGUGAGUAUGACCUCCAGCGGCAGCGGCAGGAGGAGUUCCAGGCGCGCUAUCGCAGCGACCCCAACCUGGCACGCUAUCCUGUUAAGCCACAGCCCUACGAGGAGCAGAUGAGGAUGCACGCUGAAGUGGGACGCCUGAGGCACGAGCGCCGUCACAGUGAUGUUUCCCUGGCCUACACAGAGCAGGAUGACCCAGGCCCCAUCCGGCUGUCCCGUCAGCAUCUCACCGAGCGCCGGCCGCCUAUGGUGGGACAGCGCUCGUACUCCGUCGACCGCUCCUCCCCCGGGCCCAUGGGUCCCGGCCUCGGCGGCCACAGGACCUCCAACCACAGCCCCCCGACGCCGCACCGCAGCCCCGUGCUGGGUGACCGAUCUGGGGAUCUGCGGAGAGGGGACCUUGGUGUUGGCGGGGAUCCCAUGAGGAGGCAGCAACACCAUUUGGACCCCAGUUCAGCUGUCCGCAAGACUAAGAGGGAAAAGAUGGAAAGCAUGCUGAGGAACGACUCUCUCAGCUCGGACCAGUCAGAGUCGGUGCGCCCGCCACCCCCCAAGCCCCACAAAACCAAAAAGGGAGGAAAGAUGCGGCAGGUGUCGCUGAGCAGCUCGGAGGAGGAGCUGGCCACCACACCGGAGUACACCAGCUGUGAGGACGUGGAGAUAGAGAGUGAGUCAGUCAGUGAGAAAGGGGACAGUCAAAGGGGAAAAAGAAAAACUAUUGAGCAGACAUUUAUGUCCGAGCCGACACACACCUUAUCUGAGAGGCAAAAGAAAAUGGUGCGCUUUGGGGGACACUCAUUUGAAGAGGACUUGGCAUGGUGUGAACCGCAGGUUAAAGACUCGGGAGUUGAUACGUGCAGUAGCACUACCCUAAACGAGGAGCAUAGCCAUAGUGAGAAGCACCCGGUGACGUGGCAGCCGUCCAAAGAUGGGGAUCGCCUAAUAGGGCGUAUUUUGCUCAAUAAGCGCAUGAAAGAUGGAAGUGUGCCUCGAGACUCAGGAGCUCUGCUUGGUCUGAAGGUGGUGGGAGGCAAGAUGACAGAAUCUGGUAGACUUUGUGCUUUUAUCACUAAAGUGAGGAAAGGAAGUCUAGCGGACACUGUUGGACACCUCAGACCAGGUGACCAGGUGCUGGAGUGGAACGGGAAGCUUUUACAAGGAGCCACAUUUAAAGAAGUUUACAAUAUCAUUCUAGAGUCUAAGCCUGAGCCGCAGGUGGAGCUGGUGGUCUCACGGCCUAUAGGAGAUAUUCCAAGGAUACCAGACAGCACACAUGCACAACUGGAAUCAAGUUCGAGUUCUUUUGAGUCUCAGAAGAUGGAUCGCCCAUCCAUCUCCGUCACGUCCCCCAUGAGUCCCAGCAUGCUGAGGGACGCCCCCCAGUACCUGUCAGGACAGCUCUCAAGCCAAAGCCUUAGUAGAAGAACAACGCCUUUUGCCCCUAGGGUCCAGGUUAAACUUUGGUAUGACAAAGUAGGCCAUCAGCUAAUCGUCACCAUCCUGGGCGCCAAAGACCUGCCACCCAGGGAAGACGGCCGGCCCAGGAACCCUUACGUCAAAAUCUACUUCCUCCCUGAUAGAAGCGACAAAAGCAAGAGGAGAACAAAAACGGUAAAGAAAUCCUUAGAACCCAAAUGGAACCAGACCUUUAUGUAUUCGCCGGUGCACCGGCGGGAGUUUCGGGAGCGAAUGCUGGAGAUCACACUGUGGGACCAAGCCAGGGUGAGAGAGGAGGAAAGCGAAUUCCUGGGAGAGAUCCUUAUCGAGCUGGAGACAGCUCUUCUGGAUGACGAGCCACACUGGUACAAGCUACAAACCCACGAUGUGUCCUCCAUCCCGCUCCCACGUGCCUCCCCGAACGCACAGCGCAGGCAGCUCCAUGGCGAGAGUCCAACACAGCGGCUGCAGAACAAAGGCUCAUAUUCAUACAACUCAGGAUCCCAGAGGAUAAGUGACAGCGAGAUCUCCGACUACGAUUGUGAAGAUGGUGUCGGGGUAAUAACAGACUACCGGCCAAACGGCAGAGACUUCCAGAGCUCCACGUUGUCUGUCCCUGAGCAGGUGAUGUCAUCCAACCACUGCUCUAGGUCCGCGGAUAUUAACCGGGCGCGGUCGCGCUCUCCCAGCGUCCCCCCUCCGUCCAGCAGAAGUCUGGACCCGGCCUUUGAUCUUAGGCCUUCUCAGUACAGCUCCUCCACUAGAGUGGACCACCACAGUGUGACAGAAGAUAACUACUCACCUGACAGCCGCAACCACCGCGUGUACCCGAUCUGCCGAGAGGAAGCAGUCAGGUUACUGCGUUCCACUAGGAUGGCCCGCGCCUAUUCUGAGGGCGCCUACUCCUCCGACUAUGACUACGAGAGGAACCACGGAGCCAUGGAUAGACACGAGUAUCACAGCAGGUCCCGCUCUGCAGACCAGCGGCCCACUAUAGAGCGCCCCACGUCCCGCUCGCGCUCCACUGAACGCCCCCACGACUCUUCGCUCAUGAGGUCCAUGCCGUCUCUGCCAUCUGGGAGGUCCGCACCCCCCUCACCUGCCUUGACGAGGGCGCACCCUCGUAGUGGAUCAGUCCAGACCAGUCCCACCAGUACCCCCAUGUCCAGCAGACGAGGACGGCAGCUCCCGCAGCUUCCACCCACGGGGAAAGACAGAAAAGAUGGAGACGAAGGAACAGAGCCUUGUGAAGGUAUGGACAUGGAGGAGAGGACCAGGAACAUGAAACUGAAGAUGAACAAGUACAAGCAGGGAGCGGGCUCCGACUCCAGACUGGAGCAGGACUACCACAAGCGCUCAGGCAGAGAUCCACGGGGCUCAGAUAACCUGUCGGCCAAGUCAUCGGACAGCGAUGUAAGCGACGUGUCCGCUGUGUCGAGAACCAGUAGUGCCUCUCGGUUCAGCAGCACGAGCUACAUGUCUGUCCAAUCAGAAAGGCCACAAGGAAACCGCAAGAUCCGCCAGUUGCGAUCAAGGAGCCAGUCUCGGGAGGGGGAUGAGCAUUUAGGAGAAGUGCUAGAGGAGGAGGAGGCGGGUGGGGGAGGAGGAGAGGAAGGGAGAAGGGUCAGUAAAGAGGGGAGAUCGCAGGGAGGAAGGAAGGGAUCGGGGGGGAGGGUAGACACAGACAAGGAGCAUCAGGAGGAUUUGGUGGAAAAAGAAGAGGACUUGCACCAAAGGAGUAUCUCAGAGACUGACCUCAGUGACUUUGCAUCCAAAAUGAAAAACAGGCAGAUGGGCUCGUCGGGCGGGAUGAACAUGACCAAGAGCACAAGCAUCAGCGGCGACAUGUGCAACCUGGAGAAGACGGACGGCAGCCAGUCGGACACGGCGGUCGGCACGGUAGGCACCGACGACAAGAAGAGGCGCUCCAGCAUUGGUGCCAAAAUGCAGGCCAUGGUUGGCAUGUCGCGCAAGAGCCGGAGCACCUCUCAGCUCAGCCAAACAGAAGCGGGAGGCAAGAAGUUACGCAGCACGAUCCAGAGGAGCACAGAGACGGGCCUGGCGGUGGAGAUGAGGAGCAGGAUGACUCGGCAGGCCAGCCGGGAGUCCACGGACGGCAGCAUGAACAGCUACAGCUCCGAGGGAAAUCUCAUCUUCCCUGGUGUGAGGCUCUCCUCAGAUGCCCAGUUCAGUGACUUCCUGGAUGGUCUCGGCCCUGCUCAGCUGGUUGGACGACAGACGUUGGCUACGCCACCUAUGGGUGACAUCCAGAUCGGUAUGGUGGAGAAGAAAGGAGCGCUGGAGGUGGAGGUCAUCAGAGCCCGUGGCCUUGUGGGAAAACCAGGUUCCAAGGCACUGCCAGCACCAUAUGUAAAGGUCUACCUUUUGGAAAACGGAGUCUGCAUAGCCAAAAAGAAAACAAAAGUAGCAAGAAAAACCUUGGACCCUCUUUACCAGCAGCAACUGCCGUUUGAGGAGAGUCCGGGAGGGAAGGUUUUACAGGUGAUCGUUUGGGGCGACUACGGACGUAUGGACCAUAAAUCAUUCAUGGGAGCAGUUCAGAUACUGUUAGACGAGCUGGACCUGUCCAACAUGGUGAUUGGCUGGUUCAAGCUCUUUCCUCCUUCCUCACUGGUGGACCCUACUCUGGCCCCACUGACAAGAAGAGCUUCCCAAUCCUCACUGGACAGUUUCUCUCGAUCAUAGCAGCGUGCGGACUGAUAGCGUUGUUGUAGCAGCCAGUGUUGCGAUUACAGGUCACGCCCCCCCGGUUACACUGCAUGCUUGAUGUUGUGUCUUCUGAGCCUGUUUCUAGGGGUGCAAACGUGAUCCUGUGUUUUAAGGAAAAACGUCGCACACAUUGUGCACGUGGCGAAGCGUGUUGCGAGCGCCUGGCGGCCGGGGUUGCCGGGUGUUGUUGUUGUAGUUUGGAGGAAGCUGGAAUGAACUCCUUAGCACGAGGAAUCCGUCAGUUCCAGGUUUUCAUCCAAUUCGAAGCCAUGGGGGUCAGUGCUGGGAACCGCUAAACGAGUUCUACAGAAGCCCUUUUCGAAUGAAAAAUAAAUGU